AUGGUGGCAUCCGAGGCAGCACAAAGUGGCGCUGCCGGGUCGCCGUCUCGCGCCGCGAUGCUCGCCGCAAGCAGCGCUGGUGCCGGCUCGUCAGCGAGCAGCGCUUCGGGCGGCGGCUUGACUGCAGAGGAGGACGUUACCGUUCUCGAGUCGCAGGCUCGGGCGUGGAUCGAGCGUGUCUUGGGUCGGCAGCUUCCAGCGGACCGCUCGCUCCCCGAUAUCCUGGAGGACGGGCAGAUGCUUGUGGAGGUGGGGCGGGCGGCUCAGCGCGCAGCCAGGGGAUGGCUGGUUAUGGGGAAGGCGGGGGGAGGGGGAGAAGGGGGAGGGGCGCUCGGGGGGAAGGGGGCGGGCUCUUUUGCGCGAUGGGGCGGGGGAAAGAGCGGAAGCGGGGCGGGGUUGAAGGAGGGGGAGGAUUGGGAGGAGGGGGAAGGGGAGGCGGAGCAGGGGGAGGGGGAAGCGCCGUCCGCGGAAGUGGGGCGGAAUAUGGCGUUCUGGCGCGCAUGCGUGAAGGUGGAGAUGUUCCUCAAGGUGAUUAUAACGGGGGGGGGGGGAAGGAAAGGGGGUGGUCUGGGUGGGGGGAGAAAAGGGGUGGAAGGGAUGGGAAGACGGGGAAAGUUGUGGGGGCAAGCGAGGGGAGAAUGGGGGCGGGAGAGUGGGUUUGAUCUGUCGCAGCAUAGGUCUAUCUGUCGCAGCAUAGGGCUGUACGACGUUAACGUGUUUACCCCACCCGAUUUGGUGGAGAGGCGGGAUCUGAGGCGGGUGUACCUGUGCCUGCGCACCCUCAGCAAGCGCACCAUCGGAAUCAAGGAUUUUGAGGGCAGCAUGGUGACUGCCACGUCAGCAACACGCCACCGGCUCAUGUCGUCUCCAGUCCCACCGUCACCAAGUCUACCCUCCCUGGUUCCCAUCUCCCCACCACCACCAGAACCACCCUCCCCACGGGUUUCUGCCCCUCUGACCGCUUCCAACUCCUCCGUUCACCUCCCUCCUCGUGCCGCUGCCCCUGCCAGUGCUCCUGCCGCUGCCCCUGCCAGUGCUCCUGCCGCUGCCCCUGCCACUGCUCCUGCCGCUGCCCCUGCCACUGCUCCUGCUGCUGCGCCUGCUGCUUCCUCUCGCUCCCCAGCCACGUUUGGCAAUCCUCCAACUCGGGUGCCUCCGUGGGUGGUGAGGGAGGGGGGAGGGCCAGCAGAGGCUGUUCGGGGGAGGCGGAGGUCGGCCUCGGUUACUGCGGCGCAAAGGGCCCCACCCGCUACAGUCACACCCAGACAGCCAACACCCCCACGCACACAUACCUCCCCUCUGCGCUCCAUCUCCCCUCCCACCGCUUUCCACCCAUCCGAACCGGAGUCCCUCCCUGACACAACCAUUAUGGGUAGGAGGGGCGGAGGGGGGCGGAUGGGGCAACUUCAGCAACAGGAGGAGUUGGGUUUAUUAGAGCAGCAGCAGGGGGAACAGCAGGGGAGGGGGUUAGGGGCUCGGAAAUGGCAGUUGCUUGCAGCAGCAGGGGCGGCGGUGCUGGUGGGGGGAGCGGUGGUGAUGGCAGCUCAGCGCCAUCAACGGCUGAGAUCGACCGGAUCGAGCAGCGAUUGGGAGAGUGAGAAUGUGAGGAGGAGGAGCAGUGACUCACGGAGCAAAGGCAAGGGGAAGGGCUCAGCUGAAGCGGGUUUGGAGUCAGCAGUAGGGAAGGUGGAAUCCGAGGGAGGGUUUUCCCACUGGCUGGCUUCUAUGCCCACUGGCGCGAAGCUCACUGAGAAGGAGUUUGAUGAGAGGUAA
Molecule: messenger RNA, 1773 nt
Organism: Closterium sp. Naga37s-1
Lineage: Eukaryota; Viridiplantae; Streptophyta; Zygnematophyceae; Desmidiales; Closteriaceae
Source: the annotation of a GenBank genome assembly